Coprinopsis cinerea okayama7#130 is the source of this 1674-nucleotide messenger RNA. RefSeq lists its product as hypothetical. Bases 349 to 1674 code for a protein of 441 amino acids. The transcript has 7 exons. The record is from RefSeq and is a predicted model, not a curated record. Lineage: Eukaryota; Fungi; Basidiomycota; Agaricomycetes; Agaricales; Psathyrellaceae.
UUCGCUUGACAUUCCACUCUGCAACUUUUGGCUUGACCUAACACCACUGCGUCCCCCUGUCCCAUUCGCUCUCGUUGCUGUCGAAAGCAACAGCGAAACCCUUGCUGCCCGUGGAAAUCCGCUGUCCAGGGUUUUGGAGCGAGAGGUCUUUGUCCCGCAGCCGACGUUCCCGCUUACCACAACUUGCCCUGCUUUGAUCGUCGGGGAUCGCUGAAGUUCCUCACUUUGGGUGCGGAGCCCUAGCGAUAUACAGACCCUUGUGCGCUCGUCGAGUCGGCAGGGUUCCACAAUCUUGGACGCUGGUAUUGGGUUUGUCCCGCCUCGCUCUUGUUCUCGUCGGCCUCGAGGAUGUACAGAACCGGUCCACAGGAACAGGGCAACGUUUACGUUCCGCACACCUUUGACCGACAGCUCCCCCCGCUAAAUUUUGGUCAACCCAGCUCUUCCCAUUAUUUCUCAAGAUCGACGUCCUCUGCUCUCGGGGACGCUUGCCAACCACGAUCUUUAUCGUCCACGCGCCAUAGCUCUGUUGAAACUUACACUCGCCCACAAGCUCCUGUUGCGACCUCCACGACCUCCUCUGACUCUCCUCCAGUGUCUGAUGUCCCUCCCGUUGUUCCAUCGAUGAAUACCAACGACUCGGGCUCUCACACCCCUUUCGCAACAUUCUUUCACCCAGGCAGUGCGGACAGCACUGAUUUCAUAAACAAGCCAAUGUACUUCGAAACAGGUCAAUUCGCGGGUCGGACGAUGAGAGCCGAACUCGUCGAGAUCCAGAAGGCCGAUUUGGGAAGAAAGUAUGCGAGGGUGGACAGGAGACCUCUCGAUCCACCUCCCGUGGUUCAAUACAAACUGUUUGAAGUUCAAGAGGACGGGAUUGAAAGGGAGGUCCCGAAUUACGAGGCAAUUGAUACACCCGGCCUUCUGUGCACCGUCGAUCUGUACCCUGUCCCUCCCCCCGCAAAGGAAUCGUUGGCGAAUGCGAGUGGAACUGGAAGUCCAGGUCCUUCCAGAAGCGCCACCGACCCGCAUUCGCGAAGAGGGUCGAUCUCGCCUCAUCGUCAGCACGCACUGCCGCCUCCUUCGACGUCGUCGUAUGCCAGUUCCCCGAGUCAAUCAACUAGCCCUGUCGCUGCUACCGCUAUCGAUCCCCUUUUGCAAGUGGAUCCGAAACCUACCGACCAGGUCCUGUGGUACAUCAACAACUUCCCUAUCAUGAAAAGCUCGGUCAGCACCACUUCCUUGGUUGGCGCCACCGUCGUUCAACCAAAUCUGGUGGAAUACCGAGGGAAGAAGACGUUGGUUUUCGUCUUUGCGGAUCUGGCUGUUAAAAAUGAAGGAUACUUCAUCCUUCGAUAUAGCGUUUUUGAUAUCUAUGGGAGCCCGAGGGGGAGUCCGGACGGUGUGCGGGUGAUGCAGGCUGAAUGUUUUGGUGGCCCGUUCCGUGUGUUCUCGACGAAGGAGUUCCCUGGUCUUCAAGCGUCUACUGAGCUUACGAAGCACCUCGCACGAUGGGGCGUCCGCCUCAACAUCCGAGAAAACGAGCGAAGGAGGCGGAAGAAGCGGGAUAUGACACCGCCUGACGAGCGCAGCUCGCCGUAUACCACCACUGCGCUCAACCUUAAACGCAAAAGUCGGCAUCCUUAUGAUGAUGAGGACGAAGACGACGACUAG